Molecule: messenger RNA, 167 nt
Organism: Durusdinium trenchii
Lineage: Eukaryota; Dinophyceae; Suessiales; Symbiodiniaceae
Source: the annotation of a GenBank genome assembly
UGCCUCCGAGUCGAGCGGAGAUGGUUUCCGGACGUCAGUGUCACUUCCACCACCGGGUGCUACGAAGAUGCGCCUGUUUGGAGAGCCACGCACCAGCUGUGCUGGCUUGGUUUGGGAUCGUUCGCAAGUCGACCUCUCAAAAGCGUCCCUUGGACCCAAGCGACUGA